This is a messenger RNA of Linderina pennispora, 1150 nucleotides long. Its product is annotated as peptidyl-prolyl cis-trans isomerase D. Gene Ontology annotation, cellular component: intracellular membrane-bounded organelle. Gene Ontology annotation, molecular function: protein binding; peptidyl-prolyl cis-trans isomerase activity. The record is from RefSeq and is a predicted model, not a curated record. Gene Ontology annotation, biological process: protein peptidyl-prolyl isomerization; protein folding. Bases 46 to 1092 code for a protein of 348 amino acids. The transcript has a single exon. Lineage: Eukaryota; Fungi; Kickxellomycota; Kickxellomycetes; Kickxellales; Kickxellaceae.
UUUUUUGACAUCAGCAUCGGUGGCGAACCUGCCGGCCGCGUCGUCAUGGAGCUGUUCGCCGACGUUGUGCCCAAGACAGUCGAGAACUUCCGCGCCCUCUGCACCGGCGAGAAGGGCACGGGUGAGUCCGGCAAGCCACUGCACUACAAGGGCAGCACGUUCCACCGGGUGAUCAAAAACUUUAUGAUCCAGGGUGGUGACUUUACGCGUGGCAACGGCACCGGCGGUGAGAGCAUUUAUGGCGAGAAGUUUGCCGACGAAGACUUUUCGCUCAAGCACGAGAAGCCGUUUAUGCUGAGCAUGGCCAACGCCGGGCCCAACACGAACGGGUCGCAGUUCUUUAUCACCACUGUGCCCACCCCGCACCUCGACAGCAAGCACGUUGUCUUUGGCCAGGUGCUCAAGGGCAAGGGCGUGGUGAGGGCUGUCGAGAACGGUAUUACGGACUCGGGAGACAAGCCAGAGAAGGCUGUGGUUAUCGAGGACUGUGGUCAGCUGCAGCCUGGUGAGGACGACGGUGUCGGUGCUGGUGACGGCGUGCCCGAGUUCCCUGAUGACUAUCCAAUUGCCGAGGAUGCUGAGGGAAUCGAGGCCGAGGUCGCGCUGGAGGUGGCCACCAAGAUGAAGGGCCUGGGUAACGAUGGGUUCAAGGCGGGCGAUCUGACGACCGCUGUGGCAAAGUACAGCAAGGCGCUGCGGUACUUGAACGAGUACCCGGCGUUCGACAAGAUCAAUGACCCUGAGGACAAGCUGCGGCCGCAGUUUGUCGCUGUCAAGGUGCCUGUGUUCUUGAACCGUGCUCUGUGCUAUCUGAAGCAAGGCAAGUUUGCGCAGGCGAUCCAGGACUGCACAUUUGUUAUCGAGAUGGCAGACAAGGAGAUCACCGAGAAGGACCUGACCAAGGCUUACUUCCGCCGUGGCUCGGCCUACCGCCAGUCCAAGGCCCACGACAAGGCGCUGGAUGACCUGACCAAGGCCAAGGAGCUGAGCCCGCAGGACAAGGGCGUGCUGAACGAGAUCACCUUGACCAAGAAGGCCAUCAACGACCAGAAGAGCCGCGAGAAGCAAAUGUACAGCAAGCUCUUUGCUUAGACUGGACCGAUGUAAGCUGUGUUUUGGUCAAAUAAAAGGAGUGCUUUUCUACAUGCCU